Molecule: messenger RNA, 18516 nt
Organism: Podarcis lilfordi (Lilford's wall lizard)
Lineage: Eukaryota; Metazoa; Chordata; Lepidosauria; Squamata; Lacertidae
Source: the annotation of a GenBank genome assembly
CCCCGCGCUCUGGCCCCCAUAUGGGCUGGGGCCUGCAGAGGGGGCAGAGGCCAGCAAGGAUUUUGUGGGCGCCCCCCGGGCGUGGUGCCAGCGCUUUGUCACUCCUAUUUCAUAGAACCAGCCGAGCUUUCUUGGUGCGAGAGCUUCUCGUGGGGACAAGAUUAAGAUCACCUCUCAGCAGUGUGUAUAUGGGGACACACACGAGUGCCGGCUGUGCACGUGUGAAUCCAGGUACACCCUCGUGGUAACGCCUUCCUGUUCGGACAAGCCGCCUCAGAAGCUAAGGGAGCUGAGGUGACUGACAUCUGCCUCGGGGCUUGAACUUCUCCCGCGAGUCCUCCUCGACUCCAGGGCUGCUUCGCCCUUGUGUAACCCGCUUUGAGGCGGGCGGGCGGGCGGGCGGCUCACCUCGCCGGCUGAGGAAGCCCCCUGCCGCUGGGGUCGCCCUCCGUGGGGCGCAGUGGGGCGCCGGCGAGACCCCCUCGCUCGCUCGCUCGCGCGCUCUCUCUCCCGGCCGCCUCGCCUCCCUCCCUCCCCCGCUCGGCCUCCCGCUCCCGGGGCGCGCGAAGCCGCCGUUGCCGGGCGACGGGAUUGUUUGCGGCCUCCUCCGCCUCUGGGUCGCUCUCGCGGCGGCGCCGGCGGCGGCCUCCCGUCCCACUUGGAACUCGGCGGCGGAGGGUGUCUUCCCCCGGGCGAGCUCCGGAACCAGGCGAGAGAGGGCGGCCAGGGAGGAAAGCGUCCUCCUCCUCUCGCGGAGGGUCUCCCGCCCCGCGCUCCCCCGGCAGCCUGAACCGAGGCCCGUCGGAGCGGCCGUCGGAGCAGCCUCCCCGGCUGGGUCGGGGGUGGGCGGCGUCUCCUUCGGGAGGGUCAGCGGGGAAGCGGGUUGGCGGACCCGGGGAUUCAGAAGGGAACCCGAGUCCGUCUCUGCAGCGACGCUGUGGGGAACUGGGCACUCGGUUCAGGAUGCUCCGAGGUGGGCGGGAAAGUUAGCGCGAAGCCUUUCGGAUUCAGAAGUGGGGCGGGGGGGGGGGGUCGGCCGGCUUGCCUGGCUUCUUUGGCAGGGAUUUGGCCAAAGGCUUCCUUUUGAAAACACCCCCGUUCUCCCCGUUCCGCAGGUAUGAGGAAUACAAAUAAAGAGCCCCGCGGACCCCCAAAUCGAUACGCACCAUGUGGCAAGUACACAGUUUAUAAACGUGAUAUUUCUCAUGUAAAGCCUUUCAAAACCGCGCUCUUUUUUAUUUUAGUGAAAAUAGCUUACAUUUGAAUUUGAUAGGACGCACAGAGGAAAGUAUAAUGACUGUGGAUCCGUGUCUUCAGCGCAAAAGAAAGGCAAGAGGCAGGGGCAGAAAAUGGUGGUCCUGACCCCAGGACCUGCUAAGGCAGCCCCUGCCCUCCAGCCAGCCCUCAACUAUAGAGGCUCAGGAACAGCCAACGAUGCUGUUUUCUAUACGCCAAUACUUUUUCAGUCUUAAAAUCCAGCUAUUACAAGUUCAUUUUCUGUUUCACACAAUUAAGUCCAUAAGAAGUUUCCAAUCCUUAAUAAAUGUCAGUGAUUUUUCUUUAAUUAAUCACAUUAACUUUGCCAUCUCAGCUAAGUCGAAUAAUUUUACCAACCAUUUCCCCAUAGUAGGUAGGGCUGUAUCUUUCCAUCUUUGUGCAUAUAUCUUUUCUCAAACUUUAGUUAGGGACUAUAUAAUACCUUUCUCAGAACUAGAUCCUGUGGUGUUUACAGUGUUUAGACAUCUUCAUUUUGUACAGUAAGCUCACUACUUAUGCACAUUUAGCUCGUGUGCAUUCAGCUUUACAUGCGUGGCAAUUUAAAAAUAAAAGGGGAGGCAGGCAACCAGGAGAAAAGCUCCUAUUCUCUCUUCCAUGCAGGGGUGCCAGCUUGAAUACAAUAUUGGGGGAGCCCAGGUAAGCCACGCCCCACAUAAAUGUGGUGUGCACACCCCAUUUGAAUGGCAAUGCCCAUCAACUUUGGGGGGUAGCUGCUCCCUCAAAUAUUUUUUAGUGGGCCGAAGGGACCUUGACCCCUAGGAGUUGGCUCCUAUGCUUGCACACAUACACAUUCUUGUGCACACUUCUUGUUGUGUCCAGGAGGGAAAAAUUGACCAAGAUUCUAGUUUGGAGGAGAAGACUAAAAGAGGACCAACAGAAGCAGUCAUGGAGCUGCUUGGAGACAAGAAGAAACAAUUUGACUGGUGUGUUUUUGCAGUAAAGGGCAGGAAAAGAAGACCAGAAAAGCGGAAAUAAAUGAUGCCUUUUGGAUCAAUGAGGAACAGUGUAGAGCUAAAGGAGAAAGCCAGGAGGGUUACAGCAGCAGCCAUGCACCUUGCGGGGUUCACAGAAAGAGCUGGGGGGGGGUAUGUGUGGCCAUUGGGCUGCAGGUUGGACUAUCCUGAUGUAGAGACAUUUCUAUCUGACUUGGCAUUGAAAUGCCCUUGAUCUUUCUAACGGAUGAACAGUACCAGGAGAGGCAGCCAGGCUUUUAAUUGUGUGGGUUCCUGUUAUAUUAGGUCAUUGGUUUUUGUAGUAAUGGGGAGUAGAAGUAAUAUAAAUUAUUCUUUAUAAAUGUUUUUUUUUAAAAAAAACUGGAAUAGUUUUCCCGUUUUUCAUUGUUUUUUAUAAUUAUAAUUAUUACGUACCGAAUAUAUAAAGACUGCCCUAUCUAUACCUGGAGGUCUUAGGGUGGUUCACAGAACAAAAUCAAAUUAAGUUUAUACCACUUAAUAUAAUACAAAUCUCAAAAUGUGAUGUUCAUCUUUUUGCUUGUUAAUGCAGAUUGGUACUAUCAUGUGCCACUCAAGCGAUCAGAGGAGUCUGUUAAUUCUGAAGCUCAACAGCAGCCAACAUCCCAGAUCCCAGGUCUCGGUGAUUUUGGAGAUCCUCACAGUGAGAUUACAUUUGGGGGGCGAAGGAAGUGGAUUAAAGACACUGACUCGGAAUAUGUAAAGCUGGCAAAACAAGGAGGCCGACCUGGUAGUUAAAAUUCAUAUGAAUCUUAUGGCGAUUUCAGGAGGCUUGUACAUAUAAAUGGUCUGGAAAGUGCUAUAAGAAAUUUGGGGACAUUGGGGAGGAUAAAACACACAAAAUAUGGAUGUUCCAUGCCACCUUGAAAGCGGUGAUGUUGCAGAAAUGCAGGUUCUUUUGUUUUGAAAGAACCCACAAUUUUAGCAGUAUUCUGUAACCUUUUGUGUCAAUCUUGGUUGAAUUCAUACUUAACAAAAAAUUGCACAUUUACCUUUGAGUAAGGCCAACUGAAAUCAGUGGGCUUGCUUCAGAGUAAAAGUGCAUUGAAUCAAGCUGUAAAUGCAUCACCUUACCUGAAAGCAGCUAUCAGAGGAAACUUGCACAUUUUUUUCCAAAUAAGUAACAGCCUUGGGGAACAAUUUUAUUUGUAAAUCAGCAUGGAGGGGAGUUAACCCAGGCAUAAAUGCAGUUGCUUUUGUGUUUUUAUUUCUGUAUAUUGGCUUGCUCUGUUAGUAAGUAGAGAUCUUCUGACAAAUGAUUGUUUCUCUUGAAUUCAAAUGAAAAAAAAAUGAAAUCAUUUGAUCUGUUUCCCUUCCCUCCUUUUCUGCCUCCAUUUGGAUAUUUUCAGUAUUCUUUUUUGUAGUGUAGGGAAUUGGGGAAGGCAGGCAGAUUUGUGUGUGAGCCAUGGUGCAUGAGUGUGUGUGUGAGAGAGAAAAUAAGUUUCCCUGUCUACUUAAAAAAAUUUCAUGCUUGAAACAUUUGUUGGGAAGGCACAUUGGUUAGAGCAGCAGUGGACGACCUUCUCAGGGCCAAGGACCACAUUCCCUCAGGGAAUUGUGAUUACAGGCUGCAUACUAGUGGCAGGGCCAGCACCAAGAGAUCCUGUCGUAGGUCUCUGCCACCUAGUAUAGUUUGCCCCUUAAUCUCAUGGGGAGGGAUAGAAUGAAGCAUUUUUCAUAUUGCCCUCUUGUUUUAAGAAUGUCCAGAAAACUAGUUAUCUAUUUGUUUAAAAAAACAAAACUUAAAUAACUUUGUCUCCUUCACUUAAGACUUGUUGAGACAUUUUACACCUACUCCACGGAAAGUGUCUCUGGGGUCUUAUGGUGCACCUGAGUGGUAUACACAUCAUGGCAAACCAGCAGCAGCAACAGCAGCAGCUGAUGAGUCUAAGUAAGUAUUCUGUCUUCAUGCUAAUCUCUUUUGGGUGACUGAGGAAGAGUGGAGUUGAAGAAUGUUGAAAGGAAGAAAAUGUCACAGCAUUUGGAAGCACCUGGAACCUUUCAUAACAAAAUACUUCACAGUAAAUGGUAAAACUGUUUUCCGCAGGCCUCGAGUUUCAGCUAUGCCAGACUACAUGAUCCACGAGGAGUUUAAGGCUGAUCAACCUGCCAGCUAUGAGCCUAAAAGAGGGCCUUUUGAUUUUGAUAUGAAAAGUGUUUGGCAAAGAGAUGCUGAAGACAAAGAGAACAAAGAGAAAAGAGAGGUAUGUGAACCUCUCUUGGUUGGUGAGUGGGUCAGGACAGCAGCACCUCACGCAAAUCCCAAUGAACUAGCACACCUGGUGUUUUGUAUUUCUCUGCCUAAUAAUGUGGGUCUCUGUCAAAUUUGCAGUUGAAAAUAUAUUCUUCUUCUUCUUCUUCUUCUUAUUAUUAUUAUUUGUAUAUGCAUCCAUAGAUUUCAGGGCAGAUCUAUAUCAGGUAUUGCUGUGGGUGCCAAUCAAAAAAUGGCCGCCAUGGGGAAAUGACAUGGCAUAACACAACACAGCUGCCAUGGAGAGUGCGGCAUAACACAAAAUUAGAGAGUUCAGUCAUGGUGAAGCUUUUCCCAUGACUUUAUUUCCCCACCAAAAAGGUUUCACUUAUUGAUUUUCUGUCUGCUACGAUGCAGAAAUACCUGUUUUCCCCCAGUGCCAACCCUAAACCAAAGCCUAGGCUGCCAUCCUGCAUCCACUUACCUGGGAGCAAGCUCCAUUAAAUAAAAAGAAACUUCUGAGUAGAUUACAUUAUACUGUAAGUUAACUAUACAGUGAAUUCUUAAUGAGUGCUUGAUCUUUAACUGCUGUACAGCAAGUGACAUGCCUCUUUGCAAAUGUUUCAAAUUUUCCUUUUGAAGUUAACAUCCACUCAAACAUUGUUUAACAGUAUUUGCAGAAAAUAACCUCUAGAAACUACCUGAUCUCAGAUGAAGCCACCACAAACAAAAUGCACCCUGGCUGCUAGGGAAAGCAAGAGGACAAACUACAGAGAUUCCAGGAACUAAAAAAUAAGGCCGAAGCAGGAAAAGUGCACUAAAGGGCAGGGUGGAAGAGCAGCUCUUUAGGACCCAGCGUUUCCUGUUAUCUGGUGUCCAAACAGCUCACUUAUCAGUCACAAAUCCGUCUUCACUCAUUGGCUAAAAACAUUGAUAGGCAGGAGCAGCCAAACUGGCUCAUUUCAUAGAAUUUGUGGAAGUGUUUAAAAAUGAUCAUAUCCCCUUUGGGGGCAAGGUGCUCGAUAAGUUGGUACAGCUGUAGGCAUGCUUGGAGGAAACUGAUCACUUGGAUCCAUUCCACUCUGGUUUCAGGCCUGCCUGUGGCACUGAAACCACAUUGGCCACUUGGGUUGAUGACAUUUGUUGGGAAAGAGAUGGGAGCUUGAGUUUGCUUGUUCUGCUUGAUCUCUUGGUGGCUUUCAAUCCUGUUAACCACAAUACCCUUCUAGAGGAGCAUAUUGUCUCAGGGAGGUUGGGGCUGGGGACCUUGUUCUUCAGUGGGUCCACUCCUACUUCCUGGGACAUUUCUAAGAAGUAGUUAUGGGGGGUUAGCAUUUGGUGUCCUGUAGUGUCCCAUAGGGUCACAUCUUGUUUCCCAUGCUAUUUAACAUCUAUAUGAGGUCUCUGGUUCUGUGAUCAGGAGAUUUGGAGUGGAACGUCAUCAGUAUGCAGAUGACACCCAGUUCUAUCUCUCUGUUUCAUCUGAAUCAGGAGAGGCAGUUGAGCUGUUAGACAGGUGCUUAGAGGCAGUGGUUUGGAUGUGGGCCAUGAAACUGAAGCUGAAUCCUGAAAGUGGUGUUAUGUGUCCCAAGUUCUGAUGUCCAGGAGGUGAGGAGAUGGCUUGUUCUGGUGAGAGCAGGUCCACAGCUUGGGGGUGUUUUUUGAAUUCAGCGCUGACACUGGAGGCUCAGGUGGCCUUGGUGACCAGGAGUGCCUUUUCCCCCAACUGUGGCUGGUUCACCAGCUGUGAUACCUUUUAAACAAAACAAUUUGGUCACUGUACUCCAUGCUGUGAUAACUUCCAGAUCAUAUUGUUGCACUCUGUUCUGUGUGGGGCUGCCCUUGAAGUUACAGCAGGAGCUUCAAUUAGUCCAAAGUGCAGCGGCCAGAUUACUGGCUGGCGUUCUGUUUCGAUCUCACAUAACCCCUGUUUUAAAACAGCUGCACUAGCUGCCAGUUUGUUUCUGAGCCCAUGGUGUUCACAGUGUUUAUAGCUCUGAUUGACUCAGGCCCCAAAGCAACUUACAAUCACAAAAAUCAGGUGGGUCCUAAAAAUAUACCUCUCCGUUAAGAAGAGCUCUGCUGGACAAGGCCAAUGGCCCGCCCACUCCAGCCUCCUGCUGUCAUAGUGGUCAACCAGAUGCCUGUGGGAAACCAGUUAUUACCCAACUUUCACCCUAAGGUCACAUAAUAAUCACUGCCAUGGGGCCUUAGGAUGAAAGGGGGGUAAUAAAUGAAAAUAAUACUAAUAUUUUUUCUAUUGAAUUACACAAGUUUAUUUGCACUGAACAUGAAAUGUCGCCGUAUGAUGCUGUUUCAUUCAGAACCAAGCUGUGUCCUGGAACUGGAAAGAAACUAUCAGCGGCUAAAUUGAUGUUGGCUCUGUAUAGACUCCAGAAUCCUUAAAACUAGACUAGUUGCAGACCCUUCCUUUACCUUCCAGCCCCAGAAUGUGUUGUAGGACUUAACAACACAAUCCUCAUAUAUAAUGUCUUCCAUGAACUGCAGCAGAUUUGGGGGCUGGGGUGCAGACACUUGUACUUUUUGUCACUUUUAGAAAAAGCUGGAGUGUGCCUACAGUUUAUAGAAAUCAACUUUUUUUUGGAAAAAGUAUGGUAUUUGGGUGCUAAAAUCUACCAUAUGUUUUGGAUAGUCGUUUUUCUGUAUGUCUCUGUUCUCUAUGGGUCUGGCUACCUCUCAAGAUACUGUAUUGUUGCCAAACUCUGUACAAGGGUUCCCGAGGGGGAGAUGGUAGUUUUCAUCAAUGUUUGGAUGCCAAGGCACCAUUUUGAAUCAAGAUGGCGGAUCAAAGCAUGACUUUGGUGUGAGUUUGCCUGGUUUUUGAUGUAAUGGGUCCAGACUACACCAAUUUGGAUGGUUCUGAAGAUACUGUUGUCCCAUUUGGCAGGAUAGUUCCUACCUGCACCAGUUUGGAUGCCUCUUGAGAUAUUGUCACCAAACUCUGCAUCAGGGUUCCUCAUAUGGAGGUGGUCUCAUAUUCAUCUGUCUUUGGACACCAGGCACCAUUUUGAAUCAAGGUGGCAGACUGAAAUGUGACUUUGGUGUAACUGCUCAAUUUGGUAGGAUGGGCUCAAAGUACACAGAUUUUUAUACCUCUGAAGAUAUUGUCACCCCAUUUUAUAGGACUUUGCCCAAUUUGGAAUGACUGUUCCAACCUGCAUCAAUUUAGAUGCCUCUUGAGAUAACAUCACCAAACUCAGCAAGACAGUUCCCAAGGUAGAGGUGGUGAUCUAAUGUUACAGUUGGACACUGGGCACCAUGUUGACUCAAGAUGACGGAUUGAUAUAUGACUUUGCCCAGUAUAGCAUGACAGGUCCAAAUUACGCAGAAUUGUACACCUCUAAAGAUACUAUCACCCUGUUUGGUGGGACUUUGCCAAAUGUGAUGUGACGUUGCCAACCAGUGCCAAGCUUAGAUGCCUUUGAAGAGAUAGCGUCAGCACGAUCGUUCCCAAGGUGGAGGAGGUGGUCUAUGUUUAGAUGCCAGAUGACACGUUGACUCAAGAUGACAGGCCAAAUUAACGCUAAGUAAACAUUAGCUCCCUUUGCCACACUCAAAUUGAUUUGGGGCUGGAUCAAGCAUUCCCCAGGGAAGGGUGAAGCCCGGGUGGGUAAGUGGAUAGUUGUGCACAGCCCUAAAACUCACUAAUUACACUAUCCUUUGAAAAAUCACAAUAUUUUGGGGUUUCUUCAGAUUCCUGGGAAGUGCCAGGCACUUCCCACUAGUGAAGAAUAUAGUGUGAAACAAUUCCUUUGAAGGGUGUAAAUUUCUUAUGUAACUUGGUUGAGGUUCCUGCAUUGCAGGGAUUUGAACUCGAUGACCCGGGGGGGGGCGGCGUUCCAACUCAUUCUGUGAUCCUGGUUAUGACUUAAGAUGCUUUUUGUAUCAUUGUAAUUAAGUUGACAAACUAAUAAAAUUAUUAUCAGGUUUGUUGGUUUUUUUAUUUCCCUGCUUAAUUUAUACAAAUUUUGUGAAACUAAGACCUUGACUAAAUGGGAAAGAGAUUUCUCUGUUCAGGGAUAGCUUCUUGUGCCCUUUGAGGACAUUCGUGGCAACAGCAGGACUGGGGGAAGAAGUGAAGCAGGUGAGAUUUUUGCUCUCUGCAGCAGCAUCCUUGCUUAGUAACAUCGAACCAUAGUUUGGCAUAGCACCGCAUGCAAACCAGGUCAUAGUAUCUUAAUUUGGUGCAUUUGUCUCCCAGCUCUUUUAAGGAUCCCUCUGAAGUAAUAUUGGGCACAAUUCAGCAAAAUUAAGCAUAGUAGUUGAUUUCAGUAGCAAAGUUGUUUUGAUUAAAACCUCUCCCACUUAAUUGGGUGACAUUAGCUUUGAAUGGAUAGUGUGGCUUUUGUCCUUCAACAGGAAUCACAUAUACCGUAAACUUAAUUUACCGGUAAUUGCCUGAUGGCCAACCCUUAUGGCUAAACCUUGAGAAAUAACUGCUGAAAUCUUGGAUUUAAAUUUCAUUAGCUUUCUGAAACUUUCAUUUUAUUUAUCUUCUCAGAAGCAAGUCCCAUUGGGUGUAAUGGGCCUAACUCUCAGAUAAGUACAUUACUGGAUUGCAGUCAUAAACUAUUUUCAGAUACCUGCUUAUUUAGAGUUAUGGGUUUUAAUUGUUUUGUCAGGGUAUAAGAAAUACUAGCCAGGAGUACUGUUUAAAGUUCAGCCUCCUUAGUUUAUUCUAUCAGGGAAAAGUGUGUUGGUUCCAGUUAAAGAAAUAAAUCCUUAAGGACAUAUCACAGUACAAAAACAUUUUAAUCCCAGAGGGUUCUUCUCAGGUCUCAUUAAAAACAUAGAAGCCUCUUGUGCAUUCUAGAUCAGGUUAUUCAAGUGAUUAUAGAUCCAUUCUUUUCAGCUUCCAGAAUAUAUGUUCUUUUUUCUGAACAUUAAUGUUUAUUUGGGAGUGUUUUCAGGAACACUGGUUAUCUUUUUAUAUUAUUAUUAAAGCUUCCAUACUCUGUUUCUAAAGAGUAUGGAACUAGAUGCAAAAUGGGAUAAUCAGGAACAAAGGGAUCUGUUGCGGGUUACCUUUUAAAAAAAAUUAAAAGCAGUAUCAGAAUCUUGCUGGAGCUGUGGCUCAGAGAGGAGACAUAAUAUUGUGUACAUCAUUUUCAUGAUUUAAAUUUUACCUGCCCCCCCCCCAAGCAGAAAGGUUCUAUUCUUUCUGAAAUGAAGUUUGUACGGAGGCAAGUCAGGUAGUAUACACUUUAUGUGACCAAGCUGAUCAUUUUUGUAAAACAUUAAACACUCUUUCCUAAUCUCUUUUCUGUUAUCUUUAAGAUCUAUUACUUAAAUUGUGUUUUUGUUUUUUAAAUCCCAACAGGAAAAUGGAGUACAAGUUGAGGGCUCUCCAGGCAGCACAAAAGAAGAGGUGAGUUUUUCUGAAACUAGAAUUGGAUUUGACAAAAGACAGAGGGAAAAUCUCAAAUUGACCAUUUUAAAGACUAAGCCAAGAAACAGGUAUUUGGCGAUUCCAUCAGCACAUCAUUGCAAAAUCUUUCUCCAAGUUACUGUUGUGGUCUCCCCUCCUUUUAAAAGUCAGUGUUGAUUCCUGGAUGCAUUUGUAUUUUUAGUAGUUUUCUAGCCAGCUUCAAAGUUUCAGAUUCUGGUAAAGAAUAAAACUGGUUAGCAUGAAAAGCUUUUUAGUACUGUUCCAAUCAGUGCUCUUUUAGUAUUCCAAUCAGCCUGACUAAGGAGUUCACUCUGUGGUGGAGGGGCUGGGAUGGGCACGUGUAAGCUCAUAUUCCACUCACGAUCUCUUACCGUGGUUAAUAAAUUCUGAAGUUUCUGUAUGCAUCACUCUGUGUGUACUCAAGUUUUGUCAUUCUGAAGUAUGCACCUGCUCGAAAAUGUGAGCUUUUUCUCAAAACCUGAGACUAAACUUGACAAGAUUUUAAAUGUGUUCUUGUAUUUAACAUGCAGGGUGGUAAUCGUAACUGGAAUCACAGCAGGUUUAUAAAGCAAUUUUAACUCUCUGCCUUCCUCCCGAGGAAAACCCUUCCUCUGGUAUUUGCUUUGUAGGGUGAGGAGGAAAUCCUAAAUUGUCACCAGUGGGGGAUUUCCUUCCAAAUCUGCACACAAAAUUUAAAGAGGCAUAUAACAGCACGGGCAGUUUGGCCCUUAUAUUUUAAGAUAAAGCUUACAAUUUUAGCAUUCAAAUGGCACAUACCACUGGUAAUCAGAACUUGAAUAAACACAGGUAGUGCAGACACAACAUUGCAAAUGUGAACUUGCACACAUGCUCCUUCCAGCACCUUCUCACUUCCGUGUACAUAUUUAAAACCUGCACGUUAAAGGUGCACUUAACCUUGCAUUAAGCCCUAACAGAAACCAAGCAACCUUAACCACACUUUGGAAGUAAUGCUAAGGGUCAAUCUACAUCUUCUGUUACAACUGAUUUGAAUUGGGUUUAUAGCAUAUGGGGAACGGAUCCAGUCUUGAUCAGCCCAACUCAAAAGUUCUAGCCAUCACAUAUCAAACUUUUUUAUUUCUCAGCCUAGACAGAUCAGAUUACUUUGAGUGACAACAUCACAAAAACAGGAGCCUAAUACAGGAGCCAUGUACAGAUUGCUACAGAAUAUAUUGCAGGGAAUAUUCUUUCUUUUUAGCUGUUAUUUCAACCUGUUUUAAUCAUAGGUAUAUGUAUGUCCAUUACUGAAUUAGCAUUAUCUUUUUUACACAGAUAAAGCUUCCUGCUAUAACGCCAAGAUACCCACACAGAACACCACAACCUAUUGCAGCUAAAGAAUUUCAUGGAGGAAACCGACUCUACUUCCCUCCAAUGUUAGCUAAAUAUAAUUGCUGUGUUUUAAAUCCAGACCUUACAGAUGGAUGUGCAAGUACUCAACUUGCCAGUGUAAAGCUGUGCAUAAAAUUGUUACCCUUUGCUCCAGUUCAGUUUGCUGUAUGAAUUAGUGUAUUGCAUCGUAGUGAUGGCUAUAUGCUGAUCUUAACAAUAAGCAUAUAAUCACAAUAAGAUAUAGUUGGUAGGCAUUGGGGAGGCAGUAUGCACACUUUUUAAAAAAGUGUAGUUUAUUAAAAACUACCCUAGAUUAUCAUAUGUACACUGUAUCAGUUAUUUGUCAGUGUACCAGAUGAGAAGCCUCGUUGGAUGUCAUGUUACAUGACUGGUAAUCUGGAACAGGUGAAAAUGGAGACCAGAGUACACCUUGCUUUAUUUUGGGAACAUAUUCAAGGGCGUAGCACAGGUUCUCUGCACCCAGGAUGCGUGUGUGUGCUGGGGCGGGGGCAGAGUGUGGCUGCGCGAGCCCAAGCCCUCACCGCUCACCAAGCCACAGUGGUCUGAGCCGGCAGCGAGUGAGGCAAGGGGAUGGAUGGAGAAAGGCUCAAAGCCAGCUCACAGUGAGGGCAGACCAGCAGCCUUUGCCAGAGGCUCCCACCUCUCCUUGGUGGGUGGUGCGGCUGCUGCCAUCCUCCUUCCUCUCAGCCAGCCAUGAGGAGAAGGAGGUGCUGCUGCAGCCCUGAAGGCCCAGCCAGGGCACAGCUUGGUGAGGGAGGGAGCCUGUCGUGGGGGUGCCUGGUUGUGCCAUCUUGCGCCCUCUCAGCAAUGCAUGCCCCCCCCCAAUGCUAUGCUCCUGAUAUCAUUUGGGAUUGCUGUAGGCUUGACAUCUUUCGAUCACAUAAGUUACUUGUCUUAGUUAUUCAUAUUUACCAGUAGUUCCUGUUUUGACUGGGGUUACUUGAAACAACUUUUUCUUCACUGCUGGAUGUUGAGAAGGUGUGCAUCAAUGUAUGUUGUCCCUAUGUGAAGACUUGCACGUGGAUCUGUUUUACCAGCUGGCAUUCAAAGCUGGUUAUACAGCUGGCAUACUUCUACUAGAGGCCUUUUUGCCACAAAGCCAGAAUGCUUUUAAUACCAAAGGAAGCUUCAAAAACACUUUUUAAUAUAGCACAGAGACCUGGUGUUUAAAAAACCUCACCAGACUUGCUCAAACCUUUGGAUCCACCUAAUGUAAUUCUUAGGCUCUCUGCUUCUCUGCAUGUUUGCAUUGGGAUGCUCUGAUGACCAUCAGGUUCCCCAGUACAUUUAUUUGUUGUCAACACUAACAGUAAAUUACUGUAAGUAACUGUUGAAAAACCAUGGCACCAGGUACCAUUUGGACUCACAGCACUCUUCUAAAAAUGUCAAAGACUUUUAUUUUCCUAUUUUAAAAAAUCGUUAUCAUAGUAAAGAAAAAGAAAAGAUGGGUACCAGUUUUGAUAAAAGGCUUGCUUCUUGUUUGGUGUUCUCGUAUAGGCCUGCUCACAAAAAAAACGAACCUGUAAACUUCAGCAAACUGAUCAGCAGUGGUUAUGGAGAUGAGUGGCUUCAACAGCGUGAUGACUGGGAGAAAAAGAACUCGCAGCCUAAUGGUAAAAUUUUAGACUUUAAAAAAAUAAGCAGUAUUUACUGACCUAUGUCUUUCUUUGUAACGUAGACCUAUGCAAAUAUGUGUAUUAAUCCCAUAAAACAUUCCAGUAGAUAUAUGGAAAUUGGGUUUCAACUCAUAGCUUAUUCAUUGUAUUGCUUACAAACCCGGUAUAUUGUUUAUUCGGGACAAGUUUUUGGGAUUUUGUUUCUGUUCAGAUAGAGUAGAGCUAACUUAAUCUGCAUUCAUUCUGCAGUAUUUGUAGAGCAUAUAGAAAAUAAACUGCUUGAGUGCUGUAUGUUAUACACUAAACCUUUACACAAUUUUAUAUGUAACGUCUGUAAACUCCAAUGGAAAUUGCUUCCAGGGAAGCAUGUACUGGACUUUAGUCUGACAUCAUUGCUUAUGCCAAAUCAUAAUUCCACUUAAAGAUGCAAGGUAGCAUGGGAUAAAUGGCACCCAAAUAUAAUAUUUAUUUUAAAAUGCUCCUUUUGAAAAGACUUGCCUUCUAAUAAGAUAAUAGCAUUUAUGGAAUGAAGACUGUGCAAAUAUCCUAUUGUAUUCAAAAGCUUUUGGACACCUUUUUAGCUCAUUUGUCCCCUAACAAAUACCUUGUAAGACUAUUAAAGCAACCGAGGCUUAUUUUAUGACAUGAAUGCAUAUUAAAGAAAGAAUUCCUUUUCUAUUGUUUCUUACAGAUUCUCUUCUUCCUCCAAGUGAGUACCAGAAGAAAAUAGAAAAGAGGCAGAAAGCUAGGAAACACACAUUGUCAUACAAAAGAAAACCUAGAUCUCAAUCUGGACUUGAAAUGGGGGCCCAGCCUAAGAAGCCAUUCUUCAACCUCAGAAUGUAUGCCACCCAAAACACUAUCCUACCAGCCCAUUUCUGCCUUAACAGAUCUAAGAAUUAUUCAUUUCCAAACAUAUACAGUCUUUUUCUUUAAUUGUCAGUAGAAUUUAACAGUGAAGGAAAGUAACCUUUUUAAACGUAAAGCUUAUUACAAAUGUUUUUAAUAUGAAUUUUUACUUCUAGCUUAAGUAAUUAAUUGGGGAAAAACCUUUUGCUUUGUAUAGAGCAGUGGUUUGUUUCUCUUUCCCACCCAUUCGCUGUUAUCCGCUGGCAGAGAUCUCCUUUGGUGUCCCAGGGGUGGGCGCUCUCAUAAAUUUUGCAGCAGCCUCUCCUGUCUCUCCUCAACACCUCACACUUCCCUUAAGUUCACUUCCCUCAAGUCUUUGCAAUUGGGUAUUAGCAGACCUAGAAGAAAAUAUUUUCUUCUCAAUUUUUAUUCUUGGGCAUAUCCAAAUAGAGGGCAGUAACACUGCAUUUAUUUUAAAUUGGUUGAAAGUUUUGCUUUGGAAAUUCAUAAUAAAAUUCAAUGAUACAUUCUACACAAGGUCCCCAAUCGUGAGAGGGAGAUCAGCAUAUAUGCAGUGAUGCUUACCUCAUUUUUUUCUGCACUGCAUCACUGGCUGAUUUUAAAAACACUAGAAGCAUAGAAUUGUAGAGCUGGAAGCGACCUAGGGGAUCAUCUAGUCCAGGCAUGGCAAACUUGGCCCUCCAGCUGUUUUGGGACUACAACUCCCAUCAUCCCUAGCUACCAGGACCUGUGGUCAGGGAUGAUGGGAAUUGUAGUCCCCAAACAGCUGGAGGGCCAGGUUUGGCCAUGCCUGAUUCUAGUCCAACCCCCUGAGUAGCUGCUUGCAAUGCAUUGUGGGAUGCUGCUGUUUGGAGAAACAAAAUUAAAGUCCUACAGCACUUGCCUAUUUUCCACUUGUGCCUCACUGGAUGAGGCCAUUAUGCAGAAGGCUGCAAACUCAAGAAGAAUCUAGAGUUCAUGAUGUAAUGCACAUACACAAUAGUAGGGCUGGAAGGUAUAUGUAGUUCAAGUGUUUCCAUGUAUAUAGAAUUUAUCACAUCCAAACUGUUUCUUAGAACUUAAUUCCACAUUUCAGAAGCUCACAGGUAGGAAGGUUAUAUUUGUGUUGUAGUGUCUGUAGAGAAUGGAUCAAGCAUAGUUAAGAUAUCCACAGUGAUUUCCAAAGGGACCAUGUAUGUGCUAUGUUGGAGAAGGUAAGAAAAGGCAAGAAAACUGAUUAGCCAGGAUGGCUGAGACAAGGGGAGAGUUGUUCUGUGGAGUUUAUUAAACUUGUUCAUGCAGCUGAGGUCUACUAAAGCAAAGCAGAAUACUUUUAGAAAAGGACAAUAAUCCAAAUUAGGACAAUGAACUCUUGUGUGUCAGAAUAACAACUCUGUUAUAUGCCUCAAUUAUUACAUAAAACCCAUCAUUUUAAAAAUUAUGCUGCAAUCCCAUUCAGCCAAUGUUUCUUUAUAUUUCUGAGCAGGCAUGCAUGGGAUUGCACUGUGACGCUCUAGUCCUGUACACUUACCUAGAAGUAGGAUCCACUGACAGCAGGGUUUUUUUUCCGAGUAAAGGUGCACAGCAUUACAUGCCAUGACUAGAAUCAUACACCCGGCCUAGGAAUUUAGUUUAAAGGUAUUCAUAAUCUACCUGCACACAUGGGAUGCCGUGUGCUUGGCAGGCUAAUGGACCCCACAUCAGCACCAUCUCCAUUGGUUCAUGUGUGCUGGUUAAACAUGGAAUUUACUAUUCUAGGACAGUAUUUCCAUAGAUUUGGGGGGGGGGUAAUGUGGAAGUCAUCAAUGUAAUAGAAUACUGAGGAUAUAAAAAAGUGUGUUUUUGUUAUUUUAAAGAACUUCAGUACUACCAUUUAGAACAGACCUCACACGCAAUUCAUCAAAACUGUUAAUAGAACAAUAAACAGAGCAAUAAAACCCUAUUUCCAUCUAACCAUAAAACUCACUAAAACAAGCCCUGCUCAAAGAGCCCCAAUUAUCUAGCAUUCCAAUUUAAACUCCAAAUGCCUUUCUAAACAGAUGUGACUUUGAAGCUAGUUUAAGUGAAAUUGGGGAGGGCAUCUCCCCAAGGAUUGAAUUCCAUAGGUAAGGGGCCAGGGCAGAGAAGACCCUGUUUCUUAUGACCGCCAAACUAAUACAUUUUACUGUAGGCAUCUCAACAGGGUCUCCAUAUUGCUGCAGGUGGUCCCUAAGGUAACCUGGUCCCAUGCCAUUUAAAGCAGGGGCGGUUAACCCUUUUCAGGCCAAGGACCACAUUGGCCUAUGAUCAUCCUUCCAGGGGCAAAAGUUGGUGUGGUGAGCACUGGAUUUCUCAGUACUGCCUUCCAAAAGACUUUCCCGCCAACUCUGCACUAUUUUAAAGCAUUUUUAAUCAUGCAUUAUUACAUACAGAUACAGGCUGCAGGUUUGCCACCACUAUUUUAGAGCUUCCUUGGCAAUCACCAGCACUUUGAUUUGGACUGGGAACAAACUAGCAGCCACUGUAGCUGGCACAAUAUUGAUGUCACAUAACUGAUUGCUUGGCCCCCACAAAUAGAUGGGUAGCCACACCUAAAACAGCGCUUGAAUAACUAUAGGAGGUUAUCCAGAAAGGGUAACAACAGGCUUAUCAACCUAAGCUGGUUAAAGGCUCUUCUGGAUACCACAUCUAAUUCCCUGUGUUAGCAGAGAGCCCAGAAACACACCCAAGUGCACACCUGACCCUUCAGGGGAAGAAGUGCAAUUCUAGUAUCUGAAGCUGCAACCAACAGCGCUUGCAUUUCAUUUCUUUUAUUGAUUUGGUUGCAUUUAUGAAUUGCUUCCUAUGUAACCUCUUGAAGUGGUUUAACACUAAAAGCACCAACAAGAAAAACAUACAAAAAAAUCAUAUACGGUAUGGUUGCAUCUUAUGAGGGGGCGGGGUAUGUUCUGGGGUGGUGCAUAUAUGCAAAAAUGGGCCGGCUGCCCCACCAGCCUUACCUUCCAGAGCUGGUGUGUGGGGCAGGCCUUUCCAAUGGUUGAUGUUUUGUUGUGCUCUUUAGAUUUUGUUGGAGUGGCAACCCAGUCAGAUGGGCAUCAUAUGUUGUUAUUUUGUGACCCUUGGGGUCCCUUCCAACUCUACAAUUCUGUGCUUCUACCUCCCUCCCCUCAAGCAAAGCAGAUUACUUUUAAACUCUCCAGAUUGCUUAACAGACAAGUCCUCCUCAGCAUGCAGGCUCUGGGAUGCUCUCAGGGCCUUCCAGGUUUCCGUGCAAGAGCACCCCAUAUUUCAUUUGACAGUCAUUUAGAUAUUUGAAGCUGGCUGUCAUAUCUUCUCUCAGUCUCCUCUUUCCCAGGCUAAACAUAUCCAACUUGCUCAACUAUUCCUCAGCAGGUUUGGCUUCUAGACCCUUGAUCAUAUUGGUUGCCCUCCUCUGCACACCUUCCAGCUUGUCAAUAUCCUUCUUAAAUUGUAGCACCCAGAACUGGACACCGUAUUCCUGGUGUGGUCUGACCAAGGCAAAAUAGAGCCGGACUAUUAUUUCCCUUGAUCUGGACACUAUACUUCUGUUGAUGCAGCCUGGAAGAGCAUUGGCUUUUUUUGUUGCUGCAUCACAUUUUAGGCUUAUGGUCAUCUAAGACCCCUUGUUGUUGUUGUUUAGUCGUGUCCGACUGUUCGUGACCCCAUGGACCAGAGCACGCCAGGCACUCCUGUCUUCCACUGCCUCCUGCAGUUUGGUCAAACUCAUGUUAGUGGCUUCGAGAACACUGUCCAACCAUCUCGUCCUCUGUCGUCCCCUCCUCCUAAGACCCCUAGAAUGUACUAUUAAAGCAACACUGUUCACACUGAAAAGGAAAUUAGAAAGAGGAAGGGCAGUCCAAAUGUACAAGGAGCAACCCAGUUUCAUUGCUGUUAGUUCAUUUCAAUAUUACACAAGCAGGGCCAUCCUUCAUUGACCUCAGAUAAUCUUUUUUGUACAAGAAAGAAAUUGAUAUUUAAUGUCUUUGAGUGAGAAAAUAAAAUGCUCAUUUUUCUGUCACCUCUUGUUUUUCAGAUUCAGAGACAUCCCAGCCAGAAUCAACACAAACAGACAAUGAGUAAAAGCAGAUACUUCAUAGAAUUGUCAAAAUUCUCACUAUUUCAAAACAGCACUGAGUGCAGAAGACUAUAAUAGAGCUUAGGAAGCAGGCUUCAAUAAUUAUAUGUUGAUGUGUUAGAUUAUGUGUCUUUUAACCAGGAUAUUUAAACAAUGGACCACAUUCAUUCCUGUUGGUUUUUCUGUUUGUUUCAGUAAGUUUGCAACUGACAUGAGUUUGGUCCAAUAAUCUACCCCAGUAAGUUUUUAAAGCCUGGAUGCUUGCUUCUGCUAUUAAUGCCUCCGCCUGUAUCUGAACCUGCUUUCUGCUUCUACUUUUCACCCACUUCUACCAAGGUUUGCCUUGUAUCCUCAUGUUCUAAAGCUACGUGGGCUGCUUGAGAGUUGGUGAACAGUAGCAUCCCUGCAGUCCCGGGACCUGGUUAAUGGAUGCUUUGCUAUGGGGUUGCACUACUGAAGAGAGUCUGUAGUGGAACAAAACACUUGAGACCAGUUUGAGCAACAUAACCUUUGCAAAGCUGAGUCUUUAUUUUUCUGCUUCCAAGUGUUGAAUGGGGUAAGUAAAAAGCCAGAUUGUUGUGAUGUUUUAUAUAUUUUGAACUUGUAUGUAUAUUGGCAUUGAGAUUAUUAUUCAGGAGGUUGGAUUGAAAUGAUCGUUUUCAACACCAUUCUCAUUUUGUUCUGAUGUAUACCUCACAUCAUAUAAACUUGCAUAUAUACUUGGAAUUCUGUUUGAAUAAACAUCAUAAGAGAAUGAU